Molecule: messenger RNA, 1432 nt
Organism: Exophiala dermatitidis NIH/UT8656
Lineage: Eukaryota; Fungi; Ascomycota; Eurotiomycetes; Chaetothyriales; Herpotrichiellaceae
Product: aspartate aminotransferase
Exons: 5
Coding region: 179-1432 (417 amino acids)
Biological process (GO): L-aspartate biosynthetic process
Cellular component (GO): cytosol
Molecular function (GO): pyridoxal phosphate binding; L-aspartate:2-oxoglutarate transaminase activity
Source: RefSeq, a predicted model, not a curated record
CUACACUGUAUGGGUAGACACCUACACUGCUUUUGGUCUCUUCAUUCAAUCACAAAAGUGCCUCUUCUCAGUACCUGGGUGUAUCAAAGCUCAAAACUCCUCGAGACAGAAAUCUCUAGCCUGACGACCCGGUAUAAACACAAAGCCUGAUAUCUCUUCCGCAACCACUUCUGGCAACAUGUCUCUCUUUGAAUCCGCACCGCUGUUUCCCAAAGAUGCAAUCUUCGCACUCACUGCACAAUACAAUAAUGAUGCGUCUCCGGUAAAAGUGAACCUCGGCCAAGGGAGCUAUCGCGACGAGAAUGGCCUUCCGUGGGUUCUACCAUCGGUCCGUGAGGCCCGAAGAAGAGUGUCAAGCCGAAAGUUGGACCACGAAUAUUUGCCUAUUCUCGGCCUCCAGAACUUCAGAUCGGCGGUAGGAGAGCUGGUCCUCGGGUCUGAAGCAUAUGCUGCCAUUGGAAACAGGCUCGCCACUGCUCAAAGUCUCUCUGGAACAGGAAGCCUUCACUUGGCGGGUGCUUUGAUCAAAAACUACAGCGGGCUGAAUCGUCAGGUCUGGGUAUCGGAGCCGACGUGGUCGAACCAUCACCUCGUGUUCUCAUCGCUUGGUUUCGAGGUCCACACAUAUCGAUACUAUGACCCGGGCUCAAGAUCGCUAGACUGGAGUUCCUACAUGGACGCUCUCCGGACUGCGGAACGUAGAUCGAUCAUCGUUCUACAUGCAUGUGCGCACAAUCCGACCGGCUGUGAUCCAACCAAAGAUCAAUGGAGGGAGAUUGGUCGCAUCAUGAAAGAGCGAGAACUCUUCCCUUUGUUCGACGCGGCGUAUUUGGGCUUCAGAUCGGGAAACUUCGACGACGACGCAUUCUCAAUCCGAUACUUUGUCAAUGAACUAGGACUUGAGUGUGCCGUGGCAAUAUCCUUCGCCAAAAGCAUGGGUCUUUAUGGUGAACGGGUUGGAGCGACCAUCAUCGUGACCAAGUCCGACAAGGUCGCUCAAAACUGUGAGUCCGUGCUCGAAAGACUACAACGCUCCGAGAUCUCGAAUCCACCCGCAUAUGGCUGCAAAAUCGCCACUCAGAUUCUCCUGGACGAGUCGUUGAAGCGCAUGUGGUUCGAAGAUCUCAAGACUAUGAGCUCGCGGAUCGAGAUGAUGCGCGAAAGACUUUGUCAACUGCUUGUCAAGAAUGGUGCGUUGGGGACUUGGGAUCACAUCAGGCAACAGUCAGGAAUGUUCGGCUUCCUUGGUCUGUCGGAAGAGGUGGUCCUGAAGCUUAGAGAGCAGUAUCACAUCUACAUGGCGGACAACUCCCGCAUAUCUAUCGCUGGGCUCAACGAAUCCAAUGUAGCCUACGUUGCAAAAGCCAUCACGCACAGUUUGGCGGCUGAGCACAAUGCGCUGGCCGCAUCCUCGCAUGCCUCCUCUCUGUAG